AAAAAAAAAAAAAAACAGGAAAUUCUGCAGAAACGAAAAGUCUGAGACGUUUUCACGUCAAAGCACAGUCAGGCUCGAAGUUGCAGUUCCGCAUCCAGGGGCAUGACUGGUCCAUCAAGUGACAACAUUGCCGACGCCGUUUAUUAAGUGGACGUGUCAAGACUUUAGCGCUACAGUUUCGACACCCACACUAUAUAUUUUACAAUUUUAAGUCACUGGAUGAAAGUAUGACUAGUAGAUGUGGCGCACAGCUGCAGCUCAUUACUUACACCAGCAACUGUGUAAUUCUAUAUAGACUCAAAGCUAAAGAAGAUGGCUUGCUUUGAUAGCAGUAAGGGGAGUUUGGAGGAGGACAGUUAUGAAGGAGCUGUUGGUGGAGAGCUGUCCGGCUGUGCCUUGGCCAUGCUGGAAAAGGAACGGGAGUCCCUUCUCAGCCCAUCAGAGAACCAUGGCACCUUCAACAGCAGCAGCUCCAGCAGCUUUCAGGCUGCCACCCCCCUGCAGGGCUACGAUGUAGAGUUUGACCCGUCGCUAGAGAGUAAAUAUGAGUGCCCUAUCUGCCUCAUGGCUUUGAGGAAUGCCGUUCAAACACCCUGCGGUCACCGCUUCUGCAAGAACUGCAUUGAGAAGUCCAUUCGUGAUACAGGACAGAGAUGCCCUGUGGACAAUGAAAUGCUGUCAGAGGAUCAGCUGUUUCCUGAUAACUUUGCCAAACGGGAGAUUCUGUCACUUACUGUUCGCUGCCCGAACUCCGGCUGUGCUGAUAAAAUGGAGCUACGACACUUAGAGAAUCAUUUGGCACUCUGUCAGUUUGCCACUGUGCCUUGCCCUCAGUGCCAACAGUCUGUGAGAAAGAGCCACGUAGAGGAGCACACAACUGUUGAGUGCCAAAGGAGACCCAUGUCAUGUCCAGAUUGUGUGGCAUCCUUUGUUUACGAGGAUAGAGAGCGUCACGAGCAGCAGUGUCCCUUUGCCAACGUGAAGUGCCAGUACUGUGAGAUGGAUCUCAUCAGAGACCAGAUUGAAUCUCAUUGUGAUACAGAUUGUCCAAAAGCACCCAUCGCCUGUAACUUUAGCACCUUUGGAUGUAAGGAGAGGAUGCAGCGCCACAACCUGGCUCAGCACAUGCAGGAGUUCACACAGAUGCACAUGCGCUACAUGGCCGAGUUCCUGCGUGGCCUUAGCCUCAAUGGCACCACACCCAAAUCCCUGUGGGCGCUCGGACCUUCUGUCUCUUCUGAGGAUCAAGGAGCUGCAGCAUUAGUACCGGCCUCUAGUGGGCCCAGAGGUCCUGUAAGCUGCAGCAGCAACUGUGCUCCAUCUCAGCCCAGUGAAGAGAUGCAGAGGAUCAGAGACAUGGAUGGACGAUUGGUGAAGCAGGAUCACCAGCUACGUGAGCUCAUCAUCUUUAAAGAAACACAGGUAGGCCAGCUUGCAGAGCUCAGGCGUAGGGUGUCAAUGCUGGAGGACACAGUGAGGGAGCUGGAGGCCCAGCAGUGCCACGGUAUCUUCAUCUGGCGCCUCAAAGGUUUCUCCGCUCACCUGCGGAACCAGGAAGCAGGCCUGCCGGUGGUGGAGCACAGCCCCGGCUUCUACACGGGCUGUCCGGGCUACAAGCUGUGCCUGCGUUUACACCUGCAGACCCCUAACGCCCCGCGCUGCUCCAACUACAUCUCCCUGUUUGUGCACACCAUGCAGGGAGCUUUUGACGCGCAACUGACCUGGCCAUUACAAGGCACCAUCCGGCUCGCCAUCCUAGACCACGGCCCCGAGGGUCAGCACCACAUGGAGGUGAUGGAAACGAAGCCAGACCUGCAAGCCUUUCAGAAGCCCACCAUCCUGCGCAACCCCAAAGGAUUCGGCUACGUUACCUUCAUGCACCUGCAAAACCUGAGCCAGAGAGCCUACGUUAAAGACGACACCCUGCUUAUCCGCUGUGAAGUGACGCCACGAUUUGACAAUAUGCCUCACCGCGAGGGACCAACAGUGCAGCCCAGAGGGCCUGAGGCAUCAGUUUCAAGGGACUAAAGUCAAACGCAUAUCUAUGACAGUGCGAUACAUCUCUCAAUGUCUCUGUACUUCUCAGUUGAUUUUAUUGGUUCACAUCAGGAGGAGGGAGAUUAAUGCUGACGGCCAUUUAAUAUUUGGAAACGGCAAGUAUACUAGUAUUUAUUUGUUUACCAACUUUUAAAUGUCAAAAUAGUUUUUGUUUCAAUAGAUAUGCACAUGCACAAUACGAUCCUUUUUUUUUUUUUUUUUUUUUAUUCAUUUUGAAAUGUAUGCAUUCACCUAUAUGGUACCAACAUUCACCAAGCCUCCUUUGUUCAAAUUGUGUAAAUAGCCAAUGUGUAAUCAGCUCAACAUAACCAGUUAAAGAGAUGUUCUCUCUGCCUGCAGACUGAACAUAACUACAAACUUUGCUCUCUUCUUGUGUUUGUUGGAGACGGUAUGCACCCUGUGGAGUUUUUGAUCUCUGCUGGCAGAUUGGAGCAGCGUUUUGGCAAGCAGAUCCCCAUUUCUAUGUUUUACCUCAUCGUCUACGACCACACACACACACACACACACACACACACACACACACACACACACACACACACACACACACACACACACACACACACACACACACACACACACACACACACACACACACACACACACACACACACACACACACACACACACACACACACACACACACACACACACACACACACACAGAUCCACUUGUAUGCAUUCUUAAUGACUGCAGGGGGAAGGAAUGAAAAUGAGUAGUGUAGGAAAGGCAAACAGGUGAAACAGCGCUGGGCUGUGUGGCAUUUUUUUAUUUGCAGUCGCCACGUUUGGGAUCGUGAGAAAUAUGAAACACUUGGGUCCAGAUCAUAUAAAAGAAAUGGCCGCACAACAAAGAAGUGCCACAAACGCACUGAAAUCACUCUUCUUAUCACAAUAUGAGACCUUAGUCCAACAAGAAUAAAACUUCUGGAAUAGCUCUAACAUUGUGCUAUUUUCAUGCCAAAAACAUGGAAGCCUGAAGAACUUUUUCAUGUCAGGUGAGCGGCUUCCAUUGGAAUAAAUGGGGCGCUGUUCAGUUCUGUUUAAUUUAUCUGUGGGUCACACAAGAUGCAGAGGAGCAUCAUGUCACCUGGGGGGAAUUGAAGCGGCAGACAAAGCAAAGAAACACAUCAUACCAUGUCCAUCAAAAACAGGAGGACAGUUUCAUGGCGGUAAUCAGCUGAGCAAAGCUCCAAGACAGGGUGAAGAAGAAGAAGACGACGACGACUAGUUCUUGUAUUUAAAGAUGGGAAAUACUGCAAGUUUCAAGAUAUUCAAAAGUCUGCUUUCCAAAUGUUUUGUGAGGAAGGAAGUGCAUUCGAUAGAUAUGUCCUGCCUCUGUGACGCGGUGUAUGUUGACUGUAAACAAAAACUCCACAGGGUGCUUUUUGUUUUGUUUUAAACUAAGGUCAGUGUAAAGAUUAGGAGUCUCAAUAGUCAAACUCAUGUUCUCCAAAUUCAACAUGUAAUGCUUCACUAUUUUUUUGACUGUAUAUUUUUGAUGAAUACGUUACAGCGAGUCACCGAGUUGCUCAUGUUGCUUUGGGCUGCCACAAACUCCUGCCUAAUGUGCCUCAUGUCACCUGUGCCUCAUGUCACCUGUGCCUCAUGUCACCUGUGCCUCAUGUCACCUGUGCUUAAUGUGCCUACUGCGCACUAUCAAAAGCAUUUCAACAGUAGACAUAAAUCCACCAUCAUGGUUCGGUGUCUUCAAUGUAAAACCCUGUUUAAGGCGCUAAGGCUGUUUAGCCUCCUCAGUAGAUUGUGUUAUGUAUUGGUGUGUCGCUGUUCAGUGAUGUGACUGUAUUAACAAUGAUAACUCUUAAUGUAAAUGAACAGGUUCUUAUUGUGAAUCUUAGCAUAUGAUCCAAUGCUGAUGGAAAUAGCCUCAAAUUAAAGUUGAGCAUACUGUC
Molecule: messenger RNA, 3968 nt
Organism: Seriola aureovittata
Lineage: Eukaryota; Metazoa; Chordata; Actinopteri; Carangiformes; Carangidae
Gene: traf6
Product: TNF receptor-associated factor 6
Exons: 9
Coding region: 313-2028 (571 amino acids)
Biological process (GO): tumor necrosis factor-mediated signaling pathway; regulation of canonical NF-kappaB signal transduction; regulation of apoptotic process
Cellular component (GO): plasma membrane signaling receptor complex
Molecular function (GO): zinc ion binding; tumor necrosis factor receptor binding; ubiquitin protein ligase activity
Source: RefSeq, a predicted model, not a curated record